Molecule: messenger RNA, 2464 nt
Organism: Pocillopora verrucosa
Lineage: Eukaryota; Metazoa; Cnidaria; Anthozoa; Scleractinia; Pocilloporidae
Product: F-box/LRR-repeat protein 14-like
Cellular component (GO): cytoplasm
Molecular function (GO): protein binding
Source: RefSeq, a predicted model, not a curated record
UGUUUCAUUCUUCUAAACAACUGAAUGGUUCGUGUAUGAAUAUUUUUUGACAGAAAGAAAACGUUGCCCCCGGGAGAUAUCACAUGGAGACCAUGGUUAAAGCAUAGCUUCCUCUUCUUUUGCAUACCGUUUCUGUGCAGAAAAUACCGGAGAUUAAAGACAAGAAGACAUAAUGAAUAUUUCUGUGGAUCAUCAAGGCCCUCUUAUUCCAGAUAUUGCAGCGCUUGUCUUUUCGUUUCUGGACGUGUCAGAGAAGCAAACUGCCGCUCAAGUGUGCCGUUUGUGGUAUAAAGUGUCCUACCUUCCGUCGUUAUGGCGUGGGAUAACAAUAGUUCUACCUUUGGAAUGUUCCGUGGCGCUCGUCAAAAGUUUGAGCAAGCGAAGAAUAAGAAAGGUGAACUGUUCUAGAGCGAACAGUAAGGACUUGUCAAUUCUUUUUACUCAUCUGCCGGAAAUUACUCAUUUGAAUUUAGGCGGAUGCCCUCAGGUUAGCGAGGUGUUCCUCAAAUCUGAAAUUCCCAAAUUGCACCAACUGCAACAUCUUUCCUUCAGGAGAUGUGGACGGUUAUCGGACAGUGUCUUAGAAGCUUGUGGUCCACAACUCAAGAAGUUGAAAAGUUUCACUUUAGAAGAUUGCGACAACAUCACUGAGACUGGUUUCCAAGGUUUUAUCAAGCACUUAAGUGAACUGGAAGUGCUAGAUUUAACAUGGUGUGAAGGCCUCACCGAUGGAUGUCUCAAGACACUUGCACACUGCUGCCCUAAAGUGUCACAGCUUAGUUUACGGGGCUGUGACUGGGUUACUGUGCUUGGUAUCCGUUUUGUAGUGGAGAAUCUGAAAGACUUAUCUGUUCUUGAUUUUAAAUGGAGUCAUGGGAUAACUGAUGUUGCAGUUGAAUUAGUGGCGAAGAACCUGCCUUGUGUCACCUUUUUGGAUGUCAAGGAUUGUCCAUUUGUGACAAGUGAUGGUAUUGGCCAUGUGACAAAGCACUUGAAUAAAAUCAAACACUUGUCUUUUGGUGGUGGUGAUCACAUGCAUUUUGCAAACAAUGUUCAAGACAUUGAAAAUAUGUUCUUGGAUAUUUCCAAGCUAACAGAGCUGAGAUGUUUAGCAUUUGACUUCUGCGAUGGCAUCAGUGACUCUGCUAUACACACACUGAUAAAAAGCCUGCCAAAUUUGAAGGUGUUGGAUGUUGGGUAUGUGGAAACAAUCAGUGACAGCACUGCAGAUCUCAUUGGCUCCCACUUGCAGAAUCUUGAGUCAUUGUCACUCAGCAGUCAAAAGUUAGCAGACCGAGGAGUUGCAAUAAUUGCCAGCAAAUUGACUCAUUUGAAGACAUUGGACCUGAGACACUGCGAAAUAAGUAAUGAUGGCAUGGCACGGAUGGCUCCAUUUUUAAAGGAUUUGAAGUCUUUGAUAUUGUCAUCUCAUUCCAAACUCACAAAUGUGGGAGUGAAAUACAUUGCAAAUUUCAUGAAGAAUCUGACAAGUCUUGAUUUGAUGGAUUGUUGUGGAGUGACAAAUGCAGGUGUUGCAAUUCUUGCCUUCAACUUGACUCAAUUGCAGCAUUUGAAUUUGUCCUACUGCAGGCGUGUUUCAAACAAAGGUGUUUGUGAGGUGGGAAAAUACCUGAAGGAACUCAAGCAGCUGACAUUAGACCAGACCAAAGUAACAGAUCAAGGGUUUGUUUAUGUCAGCAGACAUUUGCCUAAGCUGGUAUCUCUUGGUGUUGAAGGAUGUAAAAUAACAGACAGAGGUCUAAUAAAGGCAUCUGAAUCUCUCUCAAACCUAGAAGAACUUGAUCUGGGUUCAAAUCUUAUCACUGAUGCAGGGAUCAAGCAAGCUGUUGGGCAUUUAAAAGGGUUGACAGACAUGAGUCUGACUGGUUGUAUGUCAAUCACUGAUGCUAGUAUUGAAAGUGUUUUGAAUGAACUGCCUUAUUUGACACAUCUUGGUAUUGAAGGCUGUCUUCGUGUCUCAGAGGAAGCUGUUGAGAGACUCAGAGAAACUGCAAAAUCAGCCAUUAGUUUCUUUUAAGUAAGAGGCAAGUCGGUGUGUGUUUGGCACUAUUAAAUGUCAUACCACAAAAUGACCAAUGACAUGUAACAGAAGGUUGAGUUUCCAUGAAUACUUGAAUAUUUUUCCUAGAUUUAAAGAAUUACUGUUGAUUAGGAAUAGGCUUAUUACUGUUAUUUUGAACUUUGUUGAAUGUAUCAUUGGAGUUGAAUUAGCAGCAUUUGGGUCAUGAGAAGUCAUGCCCUAAUUAGCAAAUAUUUGAUACUCAGUGCUAAUCAGUGUUGGAAAAACUGUGACCAGCAUUCUGCAUUAUGAUGGAAUUGUGAAGAGAUAAUGUUAUUUCAAAGCUGUGAACGCUAAAAAACAUAUUUGAUAGAACUAUAAGAAGCAGAUUUAAGAGAUACCUUACCAUUAAAUGAAAAACAGUGUGAAGAAUUAAAAGUAACU